CAUGCAAAUAAGGUGAUAGUACCGCACAAGACACCUCAAGAUACACAGAGAUAGGCGAGGAGGAUGGCGCAGCAAGGUGUUGCUUCCAUACUUGCCGUGGCCCUGGUCCUUGUUGCCUUUGCAUCAUUUCCCGCAGUGCACUCCAUCGGCGUCUGCAACGGCGUGAUCGGCAACAACCUGCCGGCGCCGAGCGACGUCGUGAAGCUCUACCAAACCAAGGGCAUCGAUGCCAUGCGGAUCUACGCGCCGGAGAGCAACGUCCUCAAGGCGCUCAGUGGCACGGGCAUCAGCCUCCUCAUGGACGUCGGCAACGGCGCGCUAACCAGCCUCGCAAACGACCCCUCCGCCGCGCCCGCCUGGGUCAAGGCCAACGUGCAGCCCUUCCCGGGCGUCUCCUUCCGCUACAUCGCCGUCGGCAACGAGGUCACGGACAGCGCCGGCCAGAAGACCAUCCUCCCGGCCAUGAAGAACAUACAAACGGCGCUCGCGGCCGCCGGCCUCAGCGGCAGCAUCAAGGUGUCGACUUCGCUGCGGUUCGACGUGGUCAAUAACACCUCCCCGCCCUCCAACGGCGUGUUCGCGGACACAUCAUUCAUGGGGCCGAUCCUGGACUUCCUGGCGAGCACCGGCGCACCGCUGCUGGUCAACGUGUACCCCUACUUCGCCUACAAGGGCGACCAGCAGAACAUCAAGCUCGACUUCGCCACCUUCGUGCCAGGCAGCACCACCGUGACCGACAACGGGCUGACGUACAGCAACCUGUUCGACGCCAUGGUCGACUCCAUCUACGCCGCACUGGAGAAAGCCGGCAAGCCCGACGUUAAGGUGGUCAUAUCCGAGAGCGGGUGGCCGUCGGCCGGUGGGGUCGGGGCGACGGCGCAGAACGCGCGGGCUUACAACCAGGGAUUGAUCAACCACGUCCGCGGGGGCACGCCGAAGAAGCCCAGCUUGCUGGAGACGUACAUUUUCGCCAUGUUCAACGAGAACCAGAAGACAGGGGAUCCGACGGAGAACAACUUUGGGCUGUUCAAUCCGGACAAGUCGCCGGCCUACUCCGUUACUUUCUAUCCACUUCCCAGGGUGCAUUCCAUCGGCGUCUGCAACGGCGUGAUCGGCAACAACCUGCCGGCGCCCAGCGACGUGGUUAAGCUCUACAAAUCCAAGGGCAUCAACGCCAUGCGGAUCUACGCGCCAGAGAGCAACGUCCUCAAGGCGCUCAGCGGCACGGGCAUCGGACUCCUCAUGGACGUCGGCAACGGCGCGCUCCCCGGCCUCGCCAAUGACCCUUCCGCCGCGGCCGCCUGGGUCAAGGCCAACGUCCAGCCCUACCCGGGCGUCUCCUUCCGCUACAUCGCAGUCGGCAACGAGGUCAUGGACAGCGUCGACGGCCAGAAGACCAUCCUACCGGCCAUGAAGAACCUCCAAGGGGCGCUCGCCGCGGCUGGCCUCGGCGGCCGCGUCAAGGUGUCCACGUCGGUGCGGUUCGACGUGGUCACCGACACCUUCCCGCCCUCCAACGGCGUGUUCGCGGACCUUGACUACAUGGGGCCCAUCCUGGACUUCCUCGUGAGCACCGGCGCGCCGCUGCUUGUCAACGUGUACCCCUACUUCGCCUACAAGGGCGACCCGCAGAACAUCAAGCUCAACUACGCCACCUUCGCGCCGGGCACCACCGUGAACGACGACGGCAACGGUCUGACCUACACCAACCUCUUCGACGCCAUGGUCGACUCCAUCUACGCCGCGCUGGAGGACGCCGAGACGCCCGGGGUGAAGGUCGUCGUGUCCGAGAGCGGGUGGCCGUCGGCCGGCGGGUUCGGGGCGACGGCGCAGAACGCGCAGGCGUACAACCAGGGGUUGAUCAAACAUGUCGGCGGGGGCACACCCAAGAGGCCUGGGCCGUUGGAGACGUACAUGUUUGCCAUGUUCAACGAGAACCAGAAGACAGGGGACCCGACAGAGAACCACUUUGGGCUGUUCAAUCCGGACAAGUCGCCGGCCUACUCCAUUAGUUUCUGAGUGCGGUAAACGCUGGAUAUUUUGUGUUUGAAACUUUGAAUAAGCUGCCUGGUAAUGCAAAAUGCAUGCAUUUCGGUCAACUACUCGUGU
Messenger RNA from Triticum dicoccoides, 2109 nucleotides. Its product is annotated as glucan endo-1,3-beta-glucosidase GIII-like. Gene Ontology annotation, biological process: carbohydrate metabolic process. The record is from RefSeq and is a predicted model, not a curated record. Bases 64 to 2019 code for a protein of 651 amino acids. The transcript is spliced from 4 exons. NCBI's taxonomy places the organism in Eukaryota, Viridiplantae, Streptophyta, Magnoliopsida, Poales, Poaceae. Gene Ontology annotation, molecular function: hydrolase activity, hydrolyzing O-glycosyl compounds.